Molecule: messenger RNA, 6297 nt
Organism: Condylura cristata (star-nosed mole)
Lineage: Eukaryota; Metazoa; Chordata; Mammalia; Eulipotyphla; Talpidae
Product: ras-related protein Rab-3C
Exons: 3
Coding region: 57-431 (124 amino acids)
Biological process (GO): protein secretion; regulation of exocytosis; protein localization to plasma membrane
Cellular component (GO): synaptic vesicle; plasma membrane; endosome
Molecular function (GO): GTP binding; GTPase activity
Source: RefSeq, a predicted model, not a curated record
ACACAGCAGGACAAGAGAGAUACAGGACUAUCACCACAGCCUAUUAUCGUGGGGCCAUGGGCUUUAUUUUGAUGUAUGACAUCACAAAUGAAGAAUCCUUCAAUGCAGUGCAGGAUUGGUCAACUCAGAUCAAAACAUACUCUUGGGAUAAUGCCCAGGUUAUACUGGUUGGGAACAAAUGUGACAUGGAAGAUGAGCGGGUCAUUUCAACCGAGAGAGGUCAACAUUUAGGAGAACAGCUCGGGUUUGAAUUUUUUGAGACAAGUGCCAAGGACAACAUUAAUGUCAAGCAGACAUUUGAACGUCUUGUGGAUAUCAUCUGCGACAAAAUGUCAGAGAGUUUGGAGACAGAUCCGGCCAUCACUGCGGCGAAGCAGAACACGAGACUCAAGGAAACGCCUCCUCCACCGCAACCCAACUGCGGCUGCUAACGUUCCCAUCAACACAGGCGGCGCAGGAGGCUGGGGGCCAGCAAACAGCAUUUAGGAGUGGUCAGUUCGCCUUCGCGAAUCCUGCCUGAAAAUGAGGGAAAUCUAUGAUGUCAAUGGCUCAUACAUGCAUUCAGUUCUUGGGAGAUUUCCUAUACUAGUAUAUGGCAAAUGUGUGAUCUUCAAUUUGUAAGGACUAUCUAUCCAUCUAAACAUCUGGUACUUGCAUGUGAUUUGUUAUUUGUCUUUUAGGCUCUUUUGUUUCACAUUUCUUUUCAGAUUAAGCUACUGCCAGAACCUCAGACCAUAAUUUCACCACAACUGACUUGUUACCAGGAGUUGAAAAUAUGUUCCUCACUCAGGACUACCAGGGAAUGGCUUGUGUGUGAGCCAGGGGAGAUCUCAGGGCUUAUUUGCUUUACUGUUAAUUGAAAAUCAAGUGGAAAUAACUGUCAUCAGGGAGACUAUUGUGGGCUGGUCAGUUUGUUCUUCCAGAAAUGAGUCUCUUUUUCAAUGUAUUAAUAAUUGAGAGGUCCAUGGAGGAAAGGUAUUGAAGUACUGUAUUUAAGGCCCUUGCAGAUUUCCUGACAGAUUAAUAUUUACCUGACUGGAACUAAGGUUAGAUGUACAAGGAAUGCUCAAACCUGAGACUGCCCUUCUCACUGAUUCUACAUAGGUUUUUGAAUAUUUGAAGGCUCUGACAGAUGAAAGGUAGAUGCUGAAUGUGUUAUGCAACAAGCAUUUUAACCAAGAAAAAUGUGAGGGGUUCCAAAAGCCUACACUUACUCACCCCCCACACUUGCUCAAUAGCUAGCCCCCAGUCACAUAGACCACCCCUUACACUUGGAGUCUUGAAGCUUGGUCGAAUCCCCUCUACUUACCUAACACAUUCUACUCAUACCUCAGCUCCUGCGAUGUUACCUAAUUAGAAUUAUUUAAACCAUCUCUCAAUGGCCCCUGUGUUAAGGAAAGAAACUUCUCUAAUCUUUCUCAAUUCCAGGUGUUCAUGAUUCUAAUGCAUACCUACAUUCGAUAAUCCUUUAAAUAUGCUUUCCUCAGAGAUCACGCUUUAGAGCUGAGAGCUCUAGAAAUACUCUAGGAUGGCAUAAGCAAUUUGAAAGGGGAAAGGAAAUCAAUUGAAUAUCCAGAUUCUUUCUCCCCAAUUACUCUGAAGAUUAUAUGUGACCAAUGAGCAAAGAAAGCCCACCAGCUUUCUGAGGUUGGAGGAAUCCUGGCUCCUGCCAGCAUGCUUUCCAGCUUAGGUGUUAAGAAGGAAGCUGGUGUAGCGAGGGUAUGUGGAAGGACCGCUUAGAUGGUGAGUUCCCUUUUUUAGACAGUCAUGUUAAAAAUAGACGCUUUGAUGUUUUAAAAAGUACCUCAUAAGUAGAGAUACUUCCAGUAAAAGUACUGGAUGCAGGGGAGUGGAGGGGAAACAUCCACAAAUCUGAUGAUAAACACUUGGGAACUUAAUUCCAUCUCAGUUGAAUGAUGAAAAUUAUACAAGAAUGCACUUGUUAAGCGAUCUGUGGUAUUUCUCACCUACUUAGCUUAAAAUCAACAAAUCAUUAAUACAUUUCUACUUCAGUACCCCACAAGACAAGCCUUCACUUAGUAGAGACAAGAAUCUACCCAUGUUUUCUUAGACCUUAAGGGGGCAAGCAGUUUCAAAAUCACAGAAACUAAAGAUAAUGAAAUCAGAAAUUGGAGCAGGUGUGAGAAAUCAAAGCAGAUUAUUCCUGCAACAGAAACCUGUCAGCAUGACACUGUAAUAUUUUUAUAACCUGGAUGAGAAUUGGCCAUAUUCAGCGGCAUCACUGUUAAACUCGUUUUAGCUCUAACCUGAAGAAAGAAGUCAGGAAGACAUUUCUUUCCUCUCUGCCAGUCCCCACCUGAUUCACAUACACACUCACAUCGGGCCUAGCUAGGCUUCAGAUUUCCCCCUUACAGAAGAAUCGUGAUAUAUAUUCUUGUGAGGCAGAAAACAGAAAAAAAAAAAAAAAUACUGUGAAAAAAUAAACAGAGGUAUUAAAGAAAAUAAAAGUGGAAAACAAAAUGAGUGGAGAAAAGUGUAAGGGAAAGAGCUGAUUUUACUUUGCUCUCAUCUAAACCGCCACUGAAAGCUGAUGCCAGUCAGUUUAACUGGCCCUAAGGCCAGAAACCCUAGGCCAGGUGCCCAUUCACUCAUGUCAGAUGUGCCAAAGCUGAAAUACUUUGUGCAGUCAGGGGAAGGCGUGCAACCCCAGGAAUCAUCAUUUGUGCUACAGCCAAUACCUCUGGUUUCUAUUUCCCAAACCUCAGCGGAAAUAGAGCCGAACUACCUGAUUCUCACUUCUGAAGCUCCCAGUACAGUGUAAAGUUCACUGAGAAGUUUCUAGAGAGGAUUAUCACAGAGCCCAAGUGAAUAAAUACUUAUGACUCUGCUAUAAAACAUGUGUGAGGGGAGAAUAUCCUCUGUUCUCAACCUCAAAAGAGCCUGAUAAGAUUUGUCAGAGGUGCCAGGCCAAGUGACCAUGAGACUUUCCAUUGGCAACCACAUUCCUUAUGAAACACAGCGCUAUCUCCUGCCCACUCACCCUCCUGCACCUUCUCCCUCUGCCAGCAGACUAGGUAACCACAGGCCAUUUCUUAAUAAUAGCCUAUCGAUACAUCAAUCUAGAAGAGCGAGACACCUUAAAAGUGCAUGCUUGUGUUCAUUUGUGACUUUUAGAUGCCCAUCUUAUUUUGGAUGCAAUUCAAUUAAUGUUUCAAGUAUGGCUUUCUUUCCUCACUAAUCCUAUUCCUCCAAUUCCCUUUGAAAGCAAACCUUGUUUCUUAGCAGAUGUUUCCCAAGUGUUUUCUAUUGGUAUUCCUAAUAUAAUUGAAAGAUUGGAUCAAAAAUUAUUUCACCUAAAUAAUUUGGAGUGAAUCAGUAUUUCAGUUUUGGGGUAUAUGAAUGAAUGUACAAAAUGUGUGAAAUUUCUUAAUCCCUAAAGGACAGCUUAAAAGUUAGCAUCACAUCUACAGGUCAUCAAUCAGUUCAUAGCUACUACCCCCAAUGAGCAGUUUCUACUUUCUGGAUAAAAUGAAGACGAAGCACCAAGAGGUUCUGAACUGACUCUUAGAGCUCCCCUGAGGUUCACCUGAAGACAGUAUCCCUUUAAUGCCUGGUGAAGAAGUGCUAAGAUUAUUUAGAUAAGCCCUUCAGUUGUAGCAGAAAGCUGUACCAUUGCUCUGGUAAAUGUGAUAUUCUACAAAGCUACAACCCAUAUCAAGGUAUUUCUGUACACUAUAUGUGUGUGUGUACCUGUGUGUGUGUACACACACACACACACACACGUUUCACCUACUUUUAUCCAAUGGUUUUUUUUUUUUAAGAGUUAAAGUUCAAUUUUUACUAUAUGAGGAUAGACUUUCACAUGUAACAGAUUUCCAUGAAGCUAUUUUAAUUUGGGAGUCUGGCCGUCUGAUCAGUGGUUCAUUGUAACAUGUUUUGUCAACAUAUAUUGAAUGUGUGGUGAGGAUGGACUGUACGUUUUUCUGGUUAACUGUGUGGCAUUGGUGGGCUAUAAUGACACAUGUCCAGACUCAGCCAGGGCUGAGGGGGGAAGCUGCAUGUGAGAACUGAGAAGUCUUUUAUUAGUCAUGUCAGAAACUCUUAGACCAAAGAGUGUUUACUAAUUUUCAUAGUAGUAUUGAAAUGCUCCAUUGUGUAUUUUUGGUGUGGCCUACUUGGAUGGUGGCCUGCCUGCCUGAAGAAUCCUCUCAAACUACAAUUUGUGUGACUGGUGGCUGAACUCUUAUCCCUUUGUGUGCAGGCUAGGUGGGGUGCCAUCCCCUAUGGCCUGGGGAGCACACAGCCGCCUCGCUCUGCUCAGCUUGCCUGGCUAUGGGCACCACCCUCUUAGGUGCUUCCAGAUGGUGGUGUCCUUCUGAUGAAUGGUACGAUUUAGGGAUUAGCAUCAGCUUUUCAGAGUUCCUUAUAUUUUAGGUGAAUUUUUGACCAAAGCCAAUUACGGACAUAAACCUGUUUAAAUUCUGGAAUAAGUUUGGACAAAUUGGCAGAAGAUAAAAGUUUAGGAUCAGAUAAAAAGCAUAUUUACUCCUCCGGUGACCUACAGGGCCCCAGGUUUGGCUAUAGUAUCCCUUGAGGUAGCAAAAACAAGUCUGGGGAAGUUAUCUAAAAUAUAUCUACCAAUGUUACUGAUAUUUCAUGAAUAAAUGAUUUGAUAUUCUUAAAAAACUUUAGAGAAAUGCUUGACGCUCCAGUCAAAUAUUUGAAGACUGUUUGCUGGGGCCACUCAGUAUUGCCCCUCCCAACACACACACACACACACACACACACACACACACACACACCCCUUUUAAAUGAAGAAAAAUUUCCACAUAUGGUGCUUUCUCCAUGUGAGAGAGAAGGAAACUUUUACUCUAUUCCAGCUGUAACUCACAUUUUGUUUGAAAAGGUCUACAGAAUAAGCUUUUCAUAUAGAUUUGAUUAGUGUGUCUGUGCAUAUAAUUAAUUCCCAUUAAAAUUAGAGGGUAGAGAAAAUAUAUCUUACAGACACUCUAAAGUAAUUAUCUUAAAAUCUGUCAGUGCUUGAAUAGGAAGAUCAAAUCAUGGAACUAGUAGCGAAUUGAACUUUGCAUUUGCAUUUCUCUUUUCUACUUCAGAUUUUUUAAAAUCAUUUACAUUUCUAAAAGCACUAUUCUCACAAAAUGACAGUAUCAGGAAUAGGAAACAAGACUCAAGUUUUCCCAUUUAUCUCCCAUCACCACUAUUAUCAGUGGCGUUUCAACCAGUUACUACUUGCUAAAAGGAGGUUGGGGGUUACCUGUGUAUUUCACUCACCUGUGUUCAUAUUUCCUUCUUCGUGGACAACUGCAAGUUGGUUAUGGCUUUAUUGCUAAUGAAAAUAUUCCACAUUCAUGCUGGUGAGAGCUAGGGAUUGCUCAGGUUCACGAAGACUUUCCUGAAAAACACAGUUGGGACAUUAACCACACAGACCUGGCCUCCCAGGGACAUUUGCAUGGACACUUAUCUAGUGGUUCCAUAACCCAUGUGGAAGUGAAGUCUGGGGGCUGUCUGCUGUAGCCAUAAGGUUUUCCAUGCAUUAUUUCAUCAUCUCUAGGAUGUGUACUGAAUGAAAAUUUCCUGUAAUUCCUGUUAAUAUUGUUAAUGUCAGACGUGAUGUGAUACCGUUGGACUGUCCAAAUGUACAACUAUAUAAUGGUGUUUGUGGAACUGAAAUGUCUUAAAUGUUGCAUGAGAUAUGUUAUAAAAAUAGAUUUGUUUUCUAUUUUUCAACACCUCAGAAUUGAGGGUUCAUGGGCCAAUAAGUGCAAUAUUUAAUGACUUAUUCAGUGUAUAUAAACUAGUGUGAAAGUGUGAAUCAUAAUGAAUGUGUGCUAUUGCUUUGAUGGCUGUGUAAUUUAUUCAAAUUAUUUCCUGUAGCUGUAUUUGUCUAGUGGUGCAGUUUGUACAGUAAAUACCUUAUUGGUGUCAUGUGAAACUCCUCUGUGCCUACUUCAGAGUAUUUUUUUUCCUACAAGACCAAAUGUUUAGUAUCUGAAAAUAUGUCAAUUUUCCCUUUAGAACUGUGGGUUUUAUUUUCAAAACAAAAAGACUGUUUAUUUUAUCUAGUCUUUUCCUUAUUUACGUUCAUAAUUUUCCUUAAGCCUCUUUUAUAAUAUGCUAGUUUAGAUAUCAAAGAAAAAUAAGCAUAUACGAAAGUUACUUAAGUUUUCUCAGAAAUGUUGAGCACACAUUCUGUAUACUGAAAAAUGUCACUUGUCUUAUUGUUUACAAAUGUAACACUGUCAUCCCUGAGUACUCCAAAAUAUUGAUGUUUUUUAGGUUGUAGCAAUUUUCAAUUGUCCACACUGGUGAUAACAG